AUGCUUGCAAAACAACUGAAAUUAGACAAGGAGAUAGUCGAAUCAAUGGAUGUUCCUAGACUGUUUGCUUGUGCAAAAACACAUAAGGAGGAGCAACAACUAAGAUUCAUAUUAGAUAAGGCCAAGUCUUCUACCUGCAAAUUAAAGCAAGCAUGUGUUCAUCCAGACAGAGAAUGUGCUCAAGAUUCCUGUCGAGCUUGUUUUGAAGCACAGCUUGCUCAGUUGCAAGAACAGCUUGUAGCAACUAUGUUAGAAAAUCAGCAGUUAUUAUGUGAAAUUAAAGAAUUAAGAGAGCAACAAACUUUGGAAGAAGUAGUGAAGCAAUUAGAAAAAGAAAAAGAGAAAACAAAAAUGUUAUCAGAUCGUCUUCAUGAAAAAGAGACUAAGGAUAGUUCUGGUAGUAAAAGUCCAAGAUUAAGAAGAUUUGUUAGAAAAGAUAAACAUAGUGAAAAAAGUAAAUCAAUAGAUGUAGGUGAAGCAUCUCUACCUCUAAUUCAAGAGAAAGAAGAAUGGAUUGAUGUAGCAAAAGAAGUUACAGAAGAUGAUAAAGAUUUACGUUUGGAAACACCAACAGGGUCUCAACCAUCUCUUGACACAGACCUUGGUUGGUAUUGUAAUAUAAAAGCAAGAAUACAUAAUUGGUUUUAUGAAUUAUUAGAUGAUUUUACGGAAACUAUAGUGGAAGAGGAGGAAAGAAAAGAAGGAGAUGAUGGUGAUCCUCUUACCGUCCGAAAAUUAAAAGAAAAUAUUGUGAGGUUUGGGAAUGCUACGAAGCCCAUUUCCAAUAUGGUUGAUAAUUUGACAUCACUUGUUAGAUGGAAGUCCCAGGGUACAACACUUUUGGCUUUCUCUGUAUACAUGUAUACUAUGUAUCAUGGUUGGUUCCUUCCACUUGUAUUAUUUCUUGCCCACUGUCAACUUCUGCUCAAUUAUAUUAAGAAUAAAGGAUGGUUUGUUGGUGUACAUUCAUUAAAAAGAAAUGAACAAGAUGAUCAAGAGAGAGAUAUGGGAGUCUCUGAUAAAUUUCAAUUAGUCCUUCAUGUUGCAAGGAAAGUUCAAAAUCAAUCUGGACACAUUGCUGAUUGCUGUGAAAAAAUUAAAAAUUGUUUGCUUUGGGAACAAUCUGAUGUUACAGCUCAACUUUAUGUUCUAUUGUUAGCUGCAUUUCUUGCUUCUUGUGUCUUCCCAGCUAAUCAGCUUUUUACAACUGUAGGUUUAUAUUUAGGAGUGAAACUUUUUAUUGUUGAUUAUGUUUUCUACCGAUUUCCCCGAAUUCAACAAAAAUAUGAUUCUACUUUAAAAAUGUGGAGAGCUCUUCCAACAGAUGCAGAAUUGGAGAAAAAACAUAAUAGAGCUGAAAUCAAUAAGAAUGUUUUGAAUCAAGGAACCAGUGGUACUCCAUCAUCAUCUGCCUCGGAAUAUCAUUCUUUUUGUGAACUGUUUAAUCUGCCAGCAUCAGAAACGCCUUUGCCAUCUUGGCAUGGAGGUAGAAGGUGUACUCUCAUCAACAAAGAUAAAUCCUUAACAUCAGCUUUUAAGAAUGGUAGAUUAUAUUUAACAAACAGUUUUCUCUGUUUUGAAAGAUCAAAGACAUCUAGUUUAAAGAACUUGGUCUUACCUUUAAAAAAUAUUGCCAAAGUUGAAAAGGCCAAGCCUUAUCCUUGGAUUCCUGGUGGUGGAAUGGCACUGGAAGUGUUGUUGGAUAAAUCAGAAAAGGCUUAUAUAUUUGGUGCUAUAAUGAAUCGAGAUGAAGCAUAUGAAAGUUUAAUGGAAGCUGGCCUCAAAGCUGGUUUACCGUGGGCGCACAUGCCUACAGAAACUGAAGAUGCGGUGUCUCGUAAACCCAAUAAAAGUUCAUCAGAAGUAUAAGCUGUUAAAGAUUUAUCAUCUGUGUUAUUCAUAAAUAAUUUGGUAUUAAAAAAAAACAAGAACUGUAUUUAGUUUUAAAAAAAACGAAAAAAAAAAAGGACCAAAUUGAACUAGUCAAAUUUUAAUGCG
Messenger RNA from Centruroides sculpturatus (bark scorpion), 1998 nucleotides. RefSeq names its product GRAM domain-containing protein 4-like. The transcript has 18 exons. Gene Ontology annotation, biological process: apoptotic process; negative regulation of toll-like receptor 9 signaling pathway. Bases 1 to 1869 code for a protein of 622 amino acids. Lineage: Eukaryota; Metazoa; Arthropoda; Arachnida; Scorpiones; Buthidae. The record is from RefSeq and is a predicted model, not a curated record.